Molecule: messenger RNA, 2485 nt
Organism: Drosophila albomicans
Lineage: Eukaryota; Metazoa; Arthropoda; Insecta; Diptera; Drosophilidae
Gene: Sf3b2
Product: splicing factor 3B subunit 2
Exons: 5
Coding region: 101-2380 (759 amino acids)
Biological process (GO): mRNA splicing, via spliceosome
Cellular component (GO): catalytic step 2 spliceosome; precatalytic spliceosome; nucleus
Source: RefSeq, a predicted model, not a curated record
ACUAUCGCUAUCGAUAAGACUUCCGAAAAUACCAAAAAUCUCAUCACUAGAAUUUGCUUUUUCGCUGCAAUAAAUUGUUUAUUAUUUAUUAAAAUAAUAAAUGGCCGACCAACUUCACGACGAUGAUGGUGAGGCGGCGUCCAUAAUGUCUAUGCGAUUUGACCAGCAGCAAAGGCAAGACAACGCUGCUAGCAAUGGCAGCGAUACCGGCGGCGUUGACGACGAAGCCCUGGAAGACAACGGCGACGACGUCGAUGAUGAUGGUAAAAAAGAUGCGGAUCUGGUGUUGCCAAAGGCACUAGAGGAUGUGCUUGCUCUCAAAGAUCAGCGUGUGGCCGAGUUUGACACUGACGUCGAUGGCCGGGGUGAUGGGGGUGUAUCACAAGACGGCGGCGAUUUUGCCGAUAUCGGCGAAGACAGCGAUGACGAUGCCGAUAACCAGGUGAAUGGUGUCAGCAACAAUAAGGCGGGUAAGCAAAGUAAAGCGGACAAAAAUAAAAAGAAGAAACGACGCAAGAAGCAAAAUAAAAAGAUACGCCAGAAGUUGGAAUAUGAGCGCCAACAGCAGUUGGCACGACGCUCGGAACCAACACAGGAGCCAGAACCCGAAGAAGAGCCAAAGACAGCAGGGGUGGGCAGCGAUGACGACGAGUCGCCACAGAAGGACAAGGACACACAGAAAGAGAGUCGAAGCAAAAAGAAGAAGGAUCGAGGAUUUGAAGAAAAAGAGAAGACCAAGGAGCGCAAGAAGUCCGAAAAUGGAACCGAAGAUGAUGUGACCAUCGAAUAUGUGCCUGAGAAAAUCACCAUCGCUGAUCUAGCUCCCAUGUAUCGACAAUUCUAUCGUGUCUUCGAAAUCUUUAAGCUGGAAAACAAGCCGAAGCCCGUGGAAAAAGACAAGGCAGCUCUGGACGCCGAGGCCUUGGCCAAGGCAAAAAAGUCGUCAAACAAAUUGCACGAUGAUGAUGAUGAUGAUGUAGAUGAUGACGAAGAUAACAAGGAGGAUAAAGAAAAGUUGUCAAAACGCAAACUAAAAAAACUCACACGACUCAGUGUGGCAGAACUUAAGCAGCUAGUCUCACGACCAGAUGUUGUUGAAAUGCACGAUGUGACGGCCCGCGAUCCCAAGUUACUAGUGCAGCUCAAAGCGUAUCGCAAUACGGUGCAAGUGCCACGUCAUUGGUGUUUUAAGCGCAAGUAUCUCCAAGGCAAAAGAGGCAUUGAAAAGCCGCCCUUUGAUCUGCCUGCGUUCAUCAAAAAGACGGGCAUCAUGGAGAUGCGUGAAUCGCUCCAGGAGCGGGAAGAUGCCAAGACUCUAAAGGCAAAGAUGCGUGAACGUGUCCGUCCCAAAAUGGGCAAAAUUGAUAUUGACUACCAGAAACUUCACGACGCCUUCUUCAAGUGGCAGACGAAACCUCGCAUGACCAUCCACGGUGAUCUCUACUACGAGGGCAAAGAGUUUGAGACUCGGUUGAAAGAGAAGAAACCUGGUGAUCUGUCCGAGGAGCUUCGCAUUGCCUUGGGCAUGCCCGUUGGUCCCAAUUCGCACAAGAUACCGCCACCAUGGCUGAUUGCUCAACAGCGUUACGGUCCGCCGCCUUCGUAUCCGAAUCUUAAAAUACCUGGCUUAAAUGCACCCAUUCCCGAGGGCACCUCUUUUGGCUACCAUGCCGGUGGCUGGGGAAAACCGCCAGUGGAUGAGAAUGGAAAGCCUCUUUAUGGCGAUGUGUUCGGCAUGAAUACACUUGAUUUAGAUAACGGCAUUGACGAAGCGGACAUUGAGCGCAACCAAUGGGGUGAAUUGGAGUCCGAGUCAGAAGAGUCCUCCGAAGAGGAGGAAGAAGAUGGCGAAGAUCUGGGUAAUCAGCAGGAUGAAACGGGCUUGGUAACACCCGUCGAGGGUCUGGUUACACCCUCGGGUCUAACUAGUGUGCCAGCUGGCAUGGAAACCCCAGAGAACAUUGAAUUGCGCAAAAAGAAGAUCGAAGCCGAAAUGGAAGACAAUGAAACACCAGUGCUUUAUCAAGUGCUGCCAGAGAAACGCACGGAUCGAAUUGGAGCAUCCAUGAUGGGAUCUACUCAUGUCUAUGACAUUGGUGGCGGCGGCGUUGCUGGUGCCAAUAAACAGCCAGCCGUGCGUUCUACAACAGAUCGCGAGGGCAUUGUUGAAUUGGCAUUGGACCCGAGUGAAUUGGAUCUAGAUAACGAUGCGAUGGCCCAGCGUUAUGAGCAGCAGAUGCGAGAGCAACAGAAUCAUCUGCAAAAGGAAGAUUUAUCGGACAUGUUGGCAGAGCAUGUGGCACGCCAGAAAUCGAAACGCAAGCGACAACAAACGGAUCCAGCAAAGGCUACAAAGAAGUACAAGGAAUUCAAAUUUUAAUUCUACAAAAACCUUUUUCUGUACGCGAGUUUACUGUUUCUCCGUCACUAUGAUAUUUAAGCGAUGCCGAAAUAAUGUCAUUAUUAAAAGCUAUUAGGAGAAAAA